Messenger RNA from Dendrobium catenatum, 686 nucleotides. RefSeq names its product photosystem I reaction center subunit II, chloroplastic. Gene Ontology annotation, biological process: photosynthesis. Lineage: Eukaryota; Viridiplantae; Streptophyta; Magnoliopsida; Asparagales; Orchidaceae. Gene Ontology annotation, cellular component: photosystem I; photosystem I reaction center. The coding region runs from base 1 to 561 and encodes 186 amino acids. The record is from RefSeq and is a predicted model, not a curated record. The transcript has 2 exons.
AUGGACAGUGUUGGAAACUUGAUAGGAUUAGUGAAGCAGAGAAUUGCAAAACCCCCCCGCGCCUCCUCCGCCGACGCUCCCGCCGCCUCCAGCCCCGACUCUCCCCCCGCCCCAGCCCCCGCCCCCGCUGGCUUCACCCCUCCAGACCUCGAUCCUAACACCCCUUCACCGAUCUUCGGCGGCAGCACCGGCGGCCUUCUCCGCAAAGCCCAGAUCGAAGAGUUCUACGUCAUAACAUGGGAAUCCCCCAAGGAACAGAUCUUCGAGAUGCCCACCGGAGGCGCCGCUAUCAUGCGCCAGGGCCCGAAUCUCCUCAAGCUCGCCAGAAAGGAACAGUGCCUUGCUCUAGGUACCCGCCUUCGAUCCAAAUACAAGAUCAAUUACAGGUUCUAUCGCGUCUUUCCCAACGGCGAGGUACAGUAUCUUCAUCCCAAGGAUGGGGUUUACCCGGAGAAGGUGAAUCCAGGAAGACAGGGCGUCGGCGUCAAUAACCGCAACAUCGGGAAGAAUGUCAGUCCGAUUACCGUCAAGUUUACUGGUAAGCAGGUCUAUGAUUUGUAAACCCUUUUAGCAUCAUUUAGCAUUUCACCUGUUUGAAGAUCUGGAUGUUUGUUGUUUGAUCUUUGUCUGUAUCUAUGGAUAAUGGGAAUUAAUCGCUUUUUAAGUUGGGUGAAGAAUUGGUUUGA